AUGGAAUUAAAGAAUGAGCGAAAUGCCUCGAUAAAGAUGGUGCCAUGUCUGUUGAUUCUGUGCAUGGCGUGGAUGGUGGGCGGCGACCCGUCCUAUGACUCGGAGGUGUUGCCGUAUGAGUUGAGCUCGGACGACGGUUUCCCCCAAGAGGGGUGUCUAACCUCCGCGGGGUCGGGGGACCUGUCCAUGGACUGCACGCUGCCGAGCGGCAAGGCCUCUGUGACGAUCAACAAGGCGGCCACAGCCCUGACCCUGUCCUAUGAAAUGAAAAGUGGUCCUUUAGUGUGUGACGAGCUUCAACAAACCAAACCUGUUAUACAAAAUUACACUAAUACAAGAGAUAGAGCAAACGUACGGAUGAAGUUCUUCACUAUUAAGUAUGUGAUAUUGUCGAACGAGAGUCUCGCGUGCCCUUUGGCGUUGCUAGGGACCGACCAGACCGAGACAUUGACCCUAAAUGCCCUAAAAGGACAAUUGAGGCCCUCACAUCUAGAGGGCAUUAGAGGAGUCAAACAGCUGUAUAUAAUGAAUAUUGAUUCAAAUAUAACUUCGGUGCCGUACGAGGCCAUGGCGCACUUCGAGUCGCUGGAGAGGGCGACUCUGACCGGCGGAGCUUUUGUCUUGAAACAAGAAGACACAAUAUUGCCAAAGUUGAAAGUUCUAGAACUUUCGAGAGGCAAAUUAAACGCGAUUCCGAAACGCGCGUUUAAAAACACGCCCGAGCUGCAAAUGCUGCUGCUGUUCUCAAAUGAAAUCGAGUACGUGGAUGUCGAUGCUUUUGAAGGCCUCACCCAGCUGAGGAACUUGAGCCUCAACUCGAACCGUAUCUCGGUGCUGCCGGCGCGGGCGCUGGGCGCGGCGCCGCGCCUGCGCCGCGCGGACCUCUACGACAACAGCAUCCGGGAGCUGGGCGAGGGCGUGUUCUGGGGGCUGGACGAGCUCGCCAUGGUGGUGUUGUUCAACAACAGGGUCCAACUGACUCUAUACAAUAGAACGUUCGCGAACCUCCCCUCCCUCACGGAAUUGAAACUCGAAGGCAACUCGAUCGAAACUCUCCCGGGCGACUUGCUAUCGAACAGCACCAGCUUGAAGAAGCUGUACCUGCAACGCAACCAGCUCGCGUCGCUGCCGCGGCUCCUGUUCUCUGGUCUUCGGUUAAGAGAACUGGAUUUGUCUUCGAAUAACCUGACGUUCCUGUGGGAGGAGCAGUUGAGAGAUCAGGACCAGCUGGAGAGUCUACAAUUGCAGAAGAAUGCCUUAGAACACUUGCCCAGUGUCCUGUUCGAAGACACAGCUAACUUGAAAGUCUUGGAUUUGAAACACAAUAAUAUUAGCAGCUUGCGCGGGGGCGUUUUCAACAAACUCAGCCAGCUAGAGCAGCUCUAUCUCGAUUGGAACCGCAUCAGCGAGUUGAAGAACGUGUUCGAUGGGCUGGUCAAGUUGGAGGUCCUGUCCCUCUCGCACAACAACAUCACAAUCUCCAAGCACCAGAACACCCUCGCAGUCAAAGACCUGGAAAAGCAUACCGUGUAUCAGGGUGCGGGGCCGGAGCCCUACGUGGAGAGGUUCUCCCCCUUCAGCGGGCUGCCGCGGCUGCGCACGCUGCGGCUGGCGCACAACGCGGUGGCGCUGCUCUGCGACGACUGGCGGCAAAAGUUCCACCUGCAAGUGCUGGACCUGUCGCAUAACAAUAUCACCUCCGUCUCGGACACGGACUCGUACUUCCAAAACAGCGUGAAGGUCGACCUGUCCCACAACGACAUACACACGUUCGACCCCCACUUGUACUACGAUAUGCAAACCCUCCCCACGCUCAUCCUCUCCAAAAACCCCUUCCGCUGCUCCUGCUCCCUCUACCCCUUUCUAAACAAAUACAAAUCACCCCACAAAAAUUUUACCCUACCCAUCCUAGAUCUGGACGGAGCCAAAUGCGCUUCACCCUCUCCCUUAAAGGAUGUGAAGCUAACAGACCUACAGUUAGACUCGCUGACUUGCCAGUUCCCCUGUCCGAGUGAAUGCGACUCGUGUCUCAAAAGACCGAAUAAAUUACAAGUAGAGUUGACAUGUAACAAAAUACCCCGAAAUUUGACAGAUUUGCCCAAUUAUUUCGUCUCGUACUCGUUGAAACUCACAAACGUGUCAACUUCAGACCGUUUAACUUUGGACCUACCCCGAACUGUCAGGUUCGUUGAUCUGUCAAAUUUGAAUCUGACAGCUCCGCCGGUGGCGACCUCUGUGACUGUCGACCUCAGGAACAACAGCCUAAGCUCGAUUCCCGUGAGAUUGAUAGAGAACAACUGCUCCCUGUACCUAGGAAACAAUCCCAUCGAGUGCGUGUGCGAGAAUCAAAUCGAUCUAAUGACAUUAAUGAAACACAACAAAUCGAUAUUGGAUUUCCGAACUAUAAAGUGCACAGAUAAUCGAUUGAUCAAGGAUAUCGAUUUAGUUUAUUUAUGCUACAAUCGAGAUUUGGCGGUCACUAUCGUGCUGCUAUUGGUCUCUAUCAGCUUAAUGCUAGCAAUAUGUCUCAUCAUCUACAAGAACUGGAUUCUCAUCCGCAUUGAGCUGGACAAAUUACGUAUCUGGCCCUACAAACACACAAAGAACACGGAAAAUUCCAGCGACAUAUUCCUCUCCUACGCGCAUCAGGAUGAGCUAUUCGUGCUAUCCCGCGUGAUUCCGGAACUGGAGAAGCCCCCGGGAUCGCUGCGUCUCUGUGUGGCGUCCCGGGAUUGGAGGUUGGGUGACACCAUUACAGAACAGAUACAACGCUCUAUACGCAACUCCUCCGUAGUCCUAGCUCUUCUGUCUCGCUCUUACCUGGACUCCGCCUGGUGUCGGAUGGAGUUCCGUCUCGCUCACACACAAGGGAAGGUUCUAGUCCUAAUGAUGGAGGAUUUUGACGAGAAACAUAAAGAAUUAACGCCGGAUAUGAAAGCAUAUAUAACCUCAAGGACAUACAUAAAAGAGUCUCACCCACUUUUGUUCGAGAAGAUUCGAGAAGCGUUCGCGAAGAGGCAGUCGAAAGAGAAGGACGGCAAAUUGAAACCGACCGGCAUCGACACGCAGUUGGAUGUUAAUGGUAUGAUUUUCAAUAACGCCCUCACAGCGCCCCCUGCU
Brenthis ino (lesser marbled fritillary) is the source of this 3120-nucleotide messenger RNA. The record is from the annotation of a GenBank genome assembly. Lineage: Eukaryota; Metazoa; Arthropoda; Insecta; Lepidoptera; Nymphalidae.